Molecule: messenger RNA, 1829 nt
Organism: Vigna radiata var. radiata (mung bean)
Lineage: Eukaryota; Viridiplantae; Streptophyta; Magnoliopsida; Fabales; Fabaceae
Product: ribosomal RNA processing protein 36 homolog
Exons: 14
Coding region: 782-1495 (237 amino acids)
Biological process (GO): maturation of SSU-rRNA from tricistronic rRNA transcript (SSU-rRNA, 5.8S rRNA, LSU-rRNA)
Cellular component (GO): nucleolus; 90S preribosome
Source: RefSeq, a predicted model, not a curated record
CUACAUUUGCUUUCUGCCUUACAUCCCGCUUACUCGCUGCUGCUGUUGAAGGGUGCCGCUGUUGAAGGUUGCCGCUGUUGAAGGCUGCCGCCGAGGUUACUGCCGUUGAAGGUUCGCUGCCAUCGAAGGUUCGCCGUCGUCGAAGGCUUGCCUCUGUCGAAGGCUUUGCCGCACUCUGCCGUUGCCGAACUGUCGAAGGUUCUACGUUCUGAGAACACUUCUCCUUUAGCUGGAAAGGAGAAGCAAAUCUGGAACCCUAAGACAUCUGGUAACGAUUGCUUGUACGUGGAAAGAGCAUCUGGGUUCUUCCAUCAUCAGUGGCCAAGGAAUGGAGUUGCCCUGAACCUGGUGAGGUAUUGAAAAGAAAUUCAGUGCCAGAUUGGCCUUUGCUUGCAACUUACCUCAUAAGUGAAGCUAGCCUCAUGGAAACUUCAAGAUGGAGCAAUUAUAUAUCAGCCUUACCUCGUCAACCUUACUCGCUUCUUUACUGGCUCUUACAAAACUAAUACUGCAUCUGAGAGUGUGAAUGCGGCUUACAUAAUUUCUCGAAAAGAUCUUUCUAGGCUUGCUAUACUGCUCCCCUGCACAAAUAAAGCUGUUGUAGCCGUCCGGUUCUGUCCCAUAAUUUGUAAACAUCAAGGAACGAACUCUCUCGACUGUGGUAUAAUACCACAAUCCUUUUUAAUUUCGUUGCAAAAUCCGAACCUUUUAACUGUCUCCUUCACCAUUGCUCCUAAAAUACUUGACUAAGGUAAAGCAAGGAGCCAGAGUCGCAGAAUCCAUGGAAACGCAGUAUGAAAAACUCGAGAGAGAAGACUCUAUUACCAACAGUUCCUCAGAAGAUGAGGAGCAGGAGAUAGAGAAGGAGUUAGCAGAUGUAACUUUUGAGGAAUUGCAGAAAGCACGCUCGAAUGGGGCACAUGCUUUUUUUCAGAAACCCAAAGAAGACAAAAAGUUAAAAAGGGCUAACAAGAAUAGGCCGAUGGAGGCCAGUAGCAAGAAGCCAGUUUCUGCUUUUAGAGAGGUCAUCCAAGCUCCAAAGAAGGUUGUACGUGAUCCAAGAUUUGAAUCUCUUUGUGGUACACUUGACCCUGAAGGGUUUAAGAAGAGGUAUAAUUUCUUAUAUGAAAACGAUCUUCCUGCUGAAAGACAGGCUCUGAAGAAGGAAUUGAAAAAGUAUAAAGAUCCGAAGCGCAUAAGUGAAAUAGAAGAACGUAUAUCAUGGAUUGAUAAACAAAUGAAGUCUGAUUCAACGAAGAAUAUUGAUACAGAAAUAUUGGCGAAUCAUAAAAAGAAAGAGAGAGAAGCAGCAAAGCAGGGGAAACGUCCUUUUUAUCUAAAGAAAUCUGAAGUACGGAAACAAAGGCUGAUUGAGAAAUAUAAUCAGCUCAAGUCAUCGGGCAAACUUGAAGCAUUUGUUGAGAAAAGGAGGAGAAGGAAUGCUUCUAAGGACCACAGAUACAUGCCGUAUCGUAGAUCUGGUGAUGUCGAAUAAAUUUUGUAGCUUCUUAAGCUAUAAUUAUAUACUAGAAUAUAGCACCAAAAAGAAAAGUAAUAUAUGUUUUCUGGCUGCCAGCUUUGGGGAUUGAAUAUUGACGUUUGUUGAUGGCAUCAUGGAAUUUGUUUUGUGACUCUUGAAGGUUUACUAAUUAUCAGGGAAUGAAUUGGUAGCACUUGGCUACUAGGCAGUCUUUUGAGUCUGGGUUAUGUACUUGUAGGAGGGAUGUCUUUUCCAUUAUCAUUAGGUUACUUGUUUUAGGAACCGUUUGUUUAAGAUUUUCUCAAAAAGAAAAUCUGAAUAUGAAAAAAAGGCUUUCUUAUUACUCUUA